AUGAGAGCGAAGCAGGGAGCUGGUGUGGAGCUGGUGUGGAGCUGGUGUGGAGCUGGUGUGGAGCUGGUGUGGAGCUGGUGUGGAGCUGGUGUGGAGCUGGUGUGGAGCUGGUGUGGAGCUGGUGUGGAGCUGGUGUGGAGCUGGUGUGGAGCUGGUGUGGAGCUGGUGUGGAGCUGGUGUGGAGCUCCUGCUGAGACGAUUAUUACAGCAUUAACCCCGAGCUGCUUUACAGGGACUGGACUCAACUCGGGACAACUACCCAGGGACAUGAUGAUAGUGUUUACCGUGAUUAAAGAGGUUGACCAUUGUGUAUAA
Knipowitschia caucasica is the source of this 315-nucleotide messenger RNA. NCBI's taxonomy places the organism in Eukaryota, Metazoa, Chordata, Actinopteri, Gobiiformes, Gobiidae. The record is from the annotation of a GenBank genome assembly.